Molecule: messenger RNA, 2305 nt
Organism: Brassica oleracea var. oleracea
Lineage: Eukaryota; Viridiplantae; Streptophyta; Magnoliopsida; Brassicales; Brassicaceae
Product: protein CHUP1, chloroplastic-like
Exons: 6
Coding region: 213-2180 (655 amino acids)
Biological process (GO): chloroplast organization
Cellular component (GO): chloroplast outer membrane
Source: RefSeq, a predicted model, not a curated record
AGUAUUUUUGCCAAUGAAAAAUUAAAGUUGUCAUAAGACAAAGGCAGAUAAAGAAAAGAAACAAGACACCUUACCAAAAGCCUUAAAAGAGUUGUUCUUCUUUCCUUCUUUUCAAAAUUUGAAUCUAAGAUGAACCGAAGAACGUCCUCGUUAUACGUGCAAGUGUAACACUCACUACAUCAAAUUAAUAUAAAGCAUAGUUUCAAUUUCAUAUGCUAAGUAUACAAUUAUUCUUCCAACGGUCGAAAAAGUCAUCACAAUCACUCCCUCUCUCUAGAAUUUUGAAGCUUUCUGUCUCAUCAUCAUCAUCAUCAUCAUCAUCAUCAAUGGUGGCUGGUAAGGUCCGUGUAACCAUGGGUUUUCACAAAUCUCCUUCAAGCAAACCAAAGGACAUGACUUCUCCUCCUCCACUUCCUCUUCCCCCUCAGCCUCCUCCGCUGCUUAAACCGACUUCCGGUUCUGCUGGUAAACCGUCAAAUCCCCCUUCUAAUCAGAAAACCGGUUUCACCCGCUCCUUCGGCGUUUACUUCCCACGCGCUUCAGCUCAAGUACACAAUGCUUCCUCUCGUUCCGACCAAAACAGCGUCAUUUCCGACCUUCGUCGUCAAGUGGAAGAGCUUCGCGAGAGAGAAGCUCGGUUAAAGACGGAGGUUCUCGAGCUCAAGCUACUCAAGGAAUCCGUCUCCGUUAUCCCGCUGCUCGAGUCGCAGAUCGCGGAGAAGAACGGCGAAGUCGAGGAUUCGAGGAAAGAGACGGCGAGAUUAGCGGAGGAGAACGAGAGAUUGCGGCGAGAAGUCGAAAGGAGCGAUGAGCUGAGGAGAGAGAGCGAGAGGAGGGAGAAGGAGAUGGAGGCGGAGACGGCGGAGCUACGGAGACUUGUGUCGUCGCUGAGGGAGAGUGACGACCACGCGCUCUCGGUCUCUCAGAGGUUUCAGGGUUUAGUGGAUGUGUCGGCGAAAUCCAGUCUGAUCAGGAGUUUGAAACGGGUCGGGUCGAUGAGAAACAUACCCGACCCACCCGACCCGGUUCCGAACCAAGAGGACAUCAAGACCGUUACGAUCGAGGAACUCCACGUGUCAUCAAUCUCAACCGUCAGAUCUAGGGUUCCCAGAGUCCCUAAACCACCGCCUCAACGGUCAUUUUCAUGCAGCGAGUCCACGGAGAACCGAGCUGAUCCUCCGCCGCGGAGAACGAAUCCACCUCCUCCUCCACCACCGCCUCCAGCGCAACAUCCUCCGUCCGUUUCCAAAGCCCCUCCUCCUCCUCCUCCACCACCGCCGCCGCCGAAGAGUUUAAACAUAGCGUCGGCGAAAGUAAGAAGAGUACCGGAAGUUGUCGAAUUUUACCACUCGUUGAUGCGAAGAGACUCCACAAACUCGAGAAGAGAUUCCACCGGCGGUGGAAACGCCGCCGCAGAGGCGGUACUCGCUAGCUCAAACGCUAGAGACAUGAUCGGAGAAAUCGAAAACCGAUCGGUUUAUCUACUCGCGAUAAAAACCGACGUAGAAACGCAAGGAGACUUCAUAAAGUUCCUGAUCAAAGAAGUCGAAAACGCAGCGUUUUUAGACAUAGAAGACGUGGUGCCUUUCGUAAAAUGGCUCGACGACGAACUCUCAUACCUGGUCGACGAGAGAGCGGUGUUGAAACACUUCGAAUGGCCGGAGCAAAAAGCAGACGCUUUACGUGAAGCAGCGUUUUGUUACUUCGAUCUGAAGAAACUCGUAUCGGAAGCUUCUCGUUUCCGGGAAGAUCCACGUCAGCCUUCUUGCUCUGCUCUCAAGAAAAUGCAAGCUCUGUUCGAAAAGUUAGAGCAUGGUGUGUAUAGUCUGUCGAGGAUGAAGGAAUCAUCGGCGACAAAGUUCAAGACUUUCCAGAUUCCGGUUGAUUGGAUGCUCGAAACCGGCAUUACUAGUCAGAUUAAAUUGGCGUCUGUGAAACUAGCGAUGAAGUAUAUGAAGAGAGUAUCUGCAGAGCUCGAAGCCAUUGGAGGCGGUGGCCCUGAAGAAGAGGAGCUUAUAGUUCAAGGCGUCAAAUUCGCGUUCCGUGUUCACCAGUUCGCAGGAGGAUUUGAUGCAGAGACAAUGAGGGCAUUUCAAGAGCUAAGAGAUAAAGCGAGAUCAUGUCAUAUUCAAUGUCAAAGCCAAACACAUCAACAUAAGCUCAUGUUGAAGCAAUCUUAGCUUCAUAUAUAUAUAUAUUCACAUCAUCGUUAUUUUUCGUCAUUUUCUCUAUUAAAUUUGUUUUUUUUUCUUGUUCUCCUUAAAGACAGAUAAAUUAUGUGAAUAUACGAAACUCUUGCUGAAAA